Messenger RNA from Fraxinus pennsylvanica, 318 nucleotides. NCBI's taxonomy places the organism in Eukaryota, Viridiplantae, Streptophyta, Magnoliopsida, Lamiales, Oleaceae. The record is from the annotation of a GenBank genome assembly.
AUGCCCCUCUCUUCCUCUUUCCCCUCUCUUCCUCUCGCCGUUUCAAAAUCGACCAGCUGCCCUGCCAAAUCUCCAGGUUCGCGUGCUAAAUCAGGUUUCCCAUCUAGUUCUUUGCUGGCUAUAUUUUGCGUUCCGAAUCUUCUGAUACAUAUGGAUAAAAGCGAUGGUUGUUGCUCAACUCACCUUAUAGAUGGGGACGGAAAUUUCAAUGUUGCUGGACUGGAUAUGUUCAUGAAGGAAGUUAAACUUGCAGAAUGCGGGCUUUCUUAUGCCGUAGUUUCCAUCAUGGGUCCUCAGAGUAGUGGUAUGAAUUUUUAG